GAGCAGGAGCGCCCUGAAAAAAUUUCUGUCGCAGGGCCAUUGACAGGCUGUCAGCAACCGUUUCAUUCAUAAGAAUCGCCAUCAUUAAAUUCUACACAUUAUAUAUUAUGUACUAUCCGAGAAUGCGGUCAUAUUUUCCGUCACAUUUGUCAAAAAAGCACAAAUCAAUAGACCUGUUGUACGACUUGUUGAUUAAUAUGCUAUGUUAAAGCCAGUGUGUCUUAUUGGUGAAUCUGAAGCAAUUUAUUUUGUACUUUUAACCACGUCUAGUUAAUUUAACUCUGUUAAGUGUGACGUUUGCGUUAAAAUUACGCACACGGCGCAAAUGCGUUAAACGCGAUAGGCCCAUAUUUCUGUAUUGUAGCCUAUAUGUAUGUGUGCAUAGGAUCGCGCAGGUUAAAUACUGUUUAUUGAGCGGAACGAGCUUUCGGAGGUGUAAGUCACAUUAUCCCGUUCAAUCAACUUCUGACCGGUCGACACUGACAAUUCCCCCAGGAAAAGGAGCGCGCGCCUUAAGCCCCCGGGUGUGACAGGGGGUUUAUGCGGGAUUCCUCCACCCCAGCGCUUAUAAAGGGCAGAGGAGCCGAAGUCAACGCCACUCAACCUGACUCUCGGUUUCACUGAACGCUAACAGGCGAGAGAAUUAUCAAAAAUGAAGAGUUUGAAGACGCAUAAAUCUCACGUCUUGGCGUUGCUGCUAGUAGCGACUCUCGUUUCUCAUUCUUGGAGCGCGCCAAAGGAUGGUUUUCAACGAAGAAACUGGACGCCGCAGGCUAUGCUGUAUCUUAAAGGAACACAGGGACGUCGUUUCAUAUCUGAAGACAGAAAUGAAGGGGACGUGUAUGAUACAGUCCAUCUAGAGACACGCAGCCAGAAGGCAGAGCAGCUUAGUGUGUCUCGGGCCGCAGCCGUGCUCCUGAACUUCCUCCAACAGGCCAAGGAAGAAGCAGAAGAAAACGCUGAUCAAGUUUACUUCCAAGAUCUUACACCAUGGAAACGAGAUUAUUUCUGAUAGGUCGUUCAUGAAUUUAUCUUUGCCAGAUGAACAUGUUUUAUUUUGUUUCUAUUCUGUAGAGGAAAUACUGAAUUCUGUACACAGUUUUGACUCAGUGUUUUGAAUGUACUGUUAAUUAAAUGAAGUUUGCAUUCGAUUUGA
Paramormyrops kingsleyae is the source of this 1156-nucleotide messenger RNA. RefSeq names its product spexin hormone (gene spx). Gene Ontology annotation, molecular function: neuropeptide hormone activity. Lineage: Eukaryota; Metazoa; Chordata; Actinopteri; Osteoglossiformes; Mormyridae. The record is from RefSeq and is a predicted model, not a curated record.